UUACUAGUUUACUACACUGAGAAGCUGCUUUUACCUUCUCUCUCUCUCAUGCUUCUUCGACUUUCAAUGCUCUGAAACCCUAACAACUUCAGAUUCAGAGCAAAACCUUACUGAAAACCGCAACAAUGUCGAUGUCAAAGAGCUCCAAGAUGCUUCAAUACAUUAACUACCGAAUGAGGGUCACUAUCCAAGACGGCCGCCAGCUCGUCGGAAAAUUUAUGGCCUUCGACCGCCACAUGAACCUUGUCCUCGGAGACUGCGAAGAGUUCCGGAAGCUUCCACCGGCCAAGGGAAAAAAAACCGCGCCAGGAGAAGACCGCGAGGACCGCCGCACACUUGGCCUGGUUCUCUUACGCGGCGAGGAGGUUAUCUCCAUGACCGUCGAGGGUCCUCCGCCGCCUGAAGAGUCACGCGCUAAGGCCGUCAACGCCGCCGCAAUGGGCGGUCCUGGCAUAGGCCGUGCCGCAGGCCGAGGUAUCCCCGCAGCUCCAGUUGUCCAGGCCCAGCCCGGGCUGGCUGGGCCCGUCCGUGGUGUUGGUGGACCAGCUCCCGGCAUGAUGCAGCCGCAGAUCUCGCGCCCGCCGCAGCUUUCGGCGCCACCAGUUUCUUAUCCCGGCGGUGCACCGGUUAUGCGGCCGCCUGGCCAGAUGCCGGGGUAUCCUGGUCAGGGUCCACCGCCAAUGGCACGAGGCCCGCCACCUCCGAUGCCGCCUGGGCAAUUUGCACCACCCAGGCCCGGUGGUGGGCCUCCACAGCCUUUCCCUGUUCCGCCACAGUUUGGGCAGCGGCCUAUGGGUCCUCCACCACCUGGUCAGAUGGUGAGAGGGCCUCCUGCUCCGCCAAGGCCAGGGAUGCCCGCCCCGCCUCCGCCUCGUCCUGGGAUGCCUCCUCCACCUGGCAGCGGCGUUCCGGUGUUCGGACCUCCUCGCCCAGGCAUGCCUCCUCCACCGAACCCACAAAACCAGCAACAGCAGUAGUGGUAAUGAACUAGCUAAAUUCGAGUUGUUAUUGUUGGUGCUCUGAAGAAUUGAAGAUUUGGACCUUGGACAUGUGCAUGUUGCAAACCAUCUUGUAGUUAAGCGGUGAUUGUUGCUUGUACAACCUAGAUCAUUCUCUUGUUAGGGAAUUUUUUAAAAUGUGUUGAUGAGAAGUUCUAUGUUAGAAAAUCAUGUUUUCGGGGAGGUUAUGCUAUUGCAGCCUGAGCAUUAGACUUAUAAAUCAAUUGUGUAGAUUGUCAAGAAAGGAACAAAAAUAUGAUGCCGGAUUGCAAAGACAGUGUACUGAUUUGUGAGUGUAGGACCGAUCUGUGACCCCAAUAUAUUUCUGAUUACAUAAUAUACUUAUGACUUGGGUAAUGUUGAGCAA
Molecule: messenger RNA, 1365 nt
Organism: Arachis ipaensis
Lineage: Eukaryota; Viridiplantae; Streptophyta; Magnoliopsida; Fabales; Fabaceae
Product: small nuclear ribonucleoprotein associated protein B
Biological process (GO): mRNA splicing, via spliceosome
Cellular component (GO): U5 snRNP; cytoplasm; U1 snRNP
Molecular function (GO): RNA binding; snRNP binding
Source: RefSeq, a predicted model, not a curated record